AUGUCUGGCUGGGCAGCUUAUAUUAAAAAUCUCCUUGGCUCAAGCAACUGCAUCAAACGCGCAGCCAUCGUAGGUUUGGACGGUGCGAUUUGGGCCCGUUUCUUUAAUUUGAAUCUCUCUUUUAAGGCAAGUGAAGCAGAAAUAAAGAAAUUUGUUGCUCUGUUCGAAAAGAUCCAUGAAGUGCCUGGCAAGGGUUGCGAGCUGGAAGGUAUUCAUUACAUCGUGCCACGAACGGAAGAUAACCUCAUCUUUGGUAAGAAGGAUAAGACUGGAUUUUUUGCUUCCAAAACGAAAUCAGCUGUUCUUAUUGCUUGCUAUGAAGGAGAAAACGCUGCAGAAGCUCGUGUGGCCGUUGAAAAGCUGGCACAGUAUCUCACUGAAGCGGGUUAUUGA
This is a messenger RNA of Enterobius vermicularis (human pinworm), 393 nucleotides long. The record is from the annotation of a GenBank genome assembly. NCBI's taxonomy places the organism in Eukaryota, Metazoa, Nematoda, Chromadorea, Rhabditida, Oxyuridae.